CAAUACAUUCUGGACAUACUGAUGAUCCGAUGGUGGGAUCGUAAAACCUUUUGUAUGUUUAAUGAUAUUAUAAUAGUUUUAUUUAUUGAACAAUGCUGCCAUUCAAUCAAGCGUGCAGAGUAUCGUUUCCGAAACGAAGGAAUGGUUGUUAAGAACCUAAAAAAAACCAACAAACGAUCAUCUAAAAACACGAUUGGCGUUAUGAGGUGUUAUGUUUCAUUAUAUGAAGAAAAAAACACCUAUCCUAACGUUUACCUACAUCUUGGUACGAGAAUUCCAUCCUUCACUAGUUCCUCACUGGACGUUUGCUUGUACGGCGUCAUCUCGGGCGCAGCUGUUUUCGGUACAAAUGCAAAGUGGAUAUGCUAAUGCAAAGGCUGAUAAAACAUCGUGCGUCAACGUUGGCAAAAUAAUAAUAAUAUCUCAUCUCUCACCCGAACGCCCGGUACGUGGGAUCUGUGCGAAGAUCGAAGUGGUAACUGCGCGUAUUCUUUUUGAUGAUGUGUUUUUUUCUUUAUGUUUCAAAGGAACCACAAUCAAACGCCAAUAAGAUGAAUGGCGCUUGGAACGGAGCAAGUGCUUUUUUAUGCGCUUUUGAUGGUUAGAUUUUACUGUGCAGAACCCGCGCGUUAAUAAAAUAGUGAACAAAGAAGAAUUGAAGAGUGGGUUUUGGGUUGUUGCUGGCGAGAACUGACGGAUAAAGACAUGGAAACAAGACUAUAAUAUUUGAACUUGACCGUAAGAAUUGGUCGUAAAGUGAUGCUAAUCUCGCAUGUAAAUAUGAUAUGAUUUCUAAACCGUUAAUAGUAUGGAAAAGGAAACGCGAUAUGCUAAUUGUAGCCGGAACUGGCUCCGCGUGGUCACACAGAGUACACCAAUAGUUCAUAUUGCUCUACUGCACACUCUACGUAGAAGGAGCCAAGUGGGAGAGUUGGUAAUGCACGAUUGCAGUAACACGUCCGGCAUUGGUUCAAAUCUCGAGCGUUAGAGGGUGGUGGACGGGCAAGUUAUCACACAACAAAGAUCUCCCAACUAUAUGAAAAUUGUGGAAGGACUCUUCCCUGUUUUUAAAGCAAUAUGACGUAUGACAAAGCAUUAUCUUCAUCAAUAUUGCAUAAAUGAAAAUCAGGGUUAAUCACGCAAUUGGGAUUCACCUUUUGUCACUGAGGGAAAUUUGUCUCAGUUAUUUCUGAGGCUCAAAUACGUUCGGUUCUAUAUGGCAUUCAAACCACCCGCCAAUCAACCAUUUCUGGAGCAAAAUCUCAAACGAACGCUCCACAAUUUGCUUGCAGUAGGACACAUCUUUGCAGUAGUACCAUGGGAUCUAGAACCGUUUGAACCUGUACCGGUGCCAGCAUUACGUUGGUUGCGGACGUUUAUUCGCGCUGCAAAUCUAGUGUACUCCAUUGUGAUUAUUGUUGCCAUAUGUACAGCCACGCUGUUCAAUCAUACCGGAACGAUAGCCUCAGAUUUUUUUGCUAUCCGAACAUUGUACCUGGCAGAGUAUAUAAUCGCCAACAUUACCGUCCUGCUGAUAAUGGGCGGAUGUCGCUUUCUGCGGACAUUUUACAUUACCUUCGGUAAUGAGAUCGUUUCCAUCGGACACAGUUUGUACAUUUGUCAGGUAUCGAUCGACUUUCGGUUGGUGCAAUCCAUCAUUAACAGGCUGGUGGUUAGUAGCUUGCUGUACUUUUCCUCCUUAGUGUUGUUAGAUGUACUGUUUAACGUUGACACAUCGUGUAAAUUCAUUUGCCGUACCUUGGUCUAUACACUUCCAAAUGCGAUCCACGUGUUUGCCCUACAUCAGUACGUAGCGAUGCAAUUACUUGUCUGUUACUACUUUCGAUCAAUUAACAAAGCGUUGAUGAGAUGCGAUGAUCGUUCUAGUAAGAAAAUGUUUGAUUGUACGACUUUCUUGGAAACUCUGAGAAAAGCUCAUCUCAGACUUAGUAAUCUCAUCGUGGAGCUAAAUGAGAACUUUGGAGUUCUUAUUGUCUGUACCGUGCUAUCUUCGUUCGUGGUGCUUAAUCUUCAGCUAUUCAACUUGUACAAGGUUACAGCAAUAACGAGGAAACGGUUCUGGAGUUCCAACGAUAGCUUUCAGCUAGCAAAAACCUUGAUGUGGAUAGGAUUGCACGCUGCCAAGGUCCUCCUCAUCCUUUACCCUAUACACCUUGGGCGACGCGAGCGAGACCGUACCGGACCAGUACUCUAUCAGUUCGCUAUUCACUACGAUACUAACGACUCCACUGAGCAUGCAGUAAGAAUUCGGGAAGGUUACUCACAGUGCGUAGUUGCGUUACAAUGCCACAACCAUCUUCCAUUGCAGUUGAUGAAGUUCGUUGGUCAACUGUUGCACGGUACGGGACCCUAUAAGGCGUGCGGGGUGAUAACGCUCGACUUAACACUCAUUAGCAAGGUAUGGGAGGAAUUUCUUGAAGUGCUAACCACCGUGUAAAAUCAAUGUUUUCCCUUCUUCACAGAUCUUUGCCUCACUUACGACCUAUUUGGUGAUUUUGAUUCAGUUUGAUUCAACGUUUACUCAUAGUUCGAAUUAAGAUAGUGUUCACUAUUUGCAGUGUUGUACUCCGACAGGAAUUUCCCUUUGGAAUGUAAAUAGUGCGCUACUGAUUGUCAUCAGCUCUGAAACCAUCAUUAUAACCAUUUAUUGCACCCACAGGACAUUGCGGGUGGUAAAUUAUGUUACCAGCUUUAGUCAGAACCACUUAGAAAUUACAUGAUUAAAACGUGAUGCUUCACGCGCUUCCACCCGAGCUAGUCACGCGAUACAUAUCUCAUACCGAAUCCGGGGGGCGUUGGAAAUGGGUUUGAAAAUUCGAGUAGUUGCAUCGUUGCAUCAGCUACACGAAGAAGUGUUUCCAGCCAGCAUGGUGCUGGAGCUGCUUUCCAACAAGCAAUUGUUUCGGAAAGAAUUUCACCAAACGACGCACAAGCUGGUACGUGCCUGCAAAGUCUUCGGUACCGUUCCGUGGGAAGUUACGCUAUUCGAGAGCAAUGGCAAACCGCUUAAUGGAUGGGCGGUGUGGCUUAUCCGUGCAUCGAACGGGCUAUACUCGGUCUGCUUAAUGAC
This is a messenger RNA of Anopheles funestus (African malaria mosquito), 3091 nucleotides long. RefSeq lists its product as uncharacterized. The coding region runs from base 1217 to 2458 and encodes 413 amino acids. Lineage: Eukaryota; Metazoa; Arthropoda; Insecta; Diptera; Culicidae. The transcript has a single exon. Gene Ontology annotation, cellular component: membrane. The record is from RefSeq and is a predicted model, not a curated record. Gene Ontology annotation, biological process: sensory perception of taste.